Messenger RNA from Penicillium mononematosum, 1158 nucleotides. Its product is annotated as NAD(P)/FAD-dependent oxidoreductase. NCBI's taxonomy places the organism in Eukaryota, Fungi, Ascomycota, Eurotiomycetes, Eurotiales, Aspergillaceae. The transcript has 3 exons. The coding region runs from base 1 to 1158 and encodes 385 amino acids. The record is from RefSeq and is a predicted model, not a curated record. Gene Ontology annotation, molecular function: oxidoreductase activity.
AUGGUUUUCAGCAAGGCAACCUUCGCGUCCGCUUUUGUCUCCCUGCUGGCAUGUGCCGCCGCGGUGGAAGUGCCCAAGACUGAUUACGAGGUCAUUGUGGUCGGCGGUGGCCCUGCGGGUCUCAGUGCACUCAGUGGUGUCUCUCGUGUUCGCCGGACGGCUCUCUUGCUUGAUAGCCAGGAGUACCGGAAUGGUGUGACCCGGGAAAUGCACGAUGUCAUUGGCAAUGAUGGUACCCCUCCCGCUGCUUUCAGAGGUCUAGCCCGCGAACAGAUCUCGAAGUAUCCAACUGCCCACUUCAGCAAUGAGACCGUGGAAUCAAUCGUUCCUAUCGAGGGAGAGUACACUGCCUUUACAGUGACCGACGGCACGGGCAAGAGCUACACUGCCCGCAAAAUCGUGCUCGGUACCGGUGUCCGUGACAUUCUACCCCCGACUCCCGGCCUUCGCGAAAACUGGGGCAAAGGUAUCUUCUGGUGCCCGUGGUGUGAUGGCUACGAGCACAGGGACCAGCCAUUUGGCAUGAUCGGCGAUAUCAGCCACAUGCUGGGCAACGUGUUGGAAACCCACACUCAGUACAGCGAUAUCAUUGCAUUUGUGAAUGGCUCGCAAACUGCAGAGGGCGAGGCCCGCGCAGCUAAGAAGUACCCGGACUGGAAAGAGCAACUUGCCGCUUGGAACACUACCAUCGAUAACCGCACAAUCGCUUCUAUUGAGCGCCUCGAGGAUGGCGGCGACAACAGGGGCGAGAACGGUGAUCAGCAGUUUGACAAGUUCCGCCUUCACUUCACUACUGGUGACCCUGUUGAGCGCAAUGCUUUGAUGGUCAACUACCCCACUGAACAGGCCUCGCCACUUCCAGCCAAGAUGGGCCUGGUAAUCGUCGAUGAUAAGAUCAAUGUUACUGCCGCGAUGCGUACCAGCGAGGAGGGUGUCUUUGCCAUUGGCGAUUGCAACAGCGAUGGCAGCACCAAUGUCCCUCACGCCAUGUACACUGGCAAGAAAGCCGCUGUUUAUUUGCACGUGGAAAUGUCUCGUGAGGAGUCCAAGUCCAACAUCUCGAAGCGCACCGGUCUCUCUCACAGUGAACUCGAGGAGGAGGCCGUUCGUGAAAUCGGAGAAAACCUUGAGCCAGUAUGGAAGCGUGCUCAGGAGUAA